This is a messenger RNA of Aspergillus thermomutatus, 4941 nucleotides long. RefSeq lists its product as uncharacterized. The transcript is spliced from 11 exons. The record is from RefSeq and is a predicted model, not a curated record. The coding region runs from base 1 to 4941 and encodes 1646 amino acids. Gene Ontology annotation, biological process: DNA-templated transcription; phosphorylation; phosphorelay signal transduction system. Gene Ontology annotation, molecular function: zinc ion binding; DNA binding; phosphorelay sensor kinase activity. Lineage: Eukaryota; Fungi; Ascomycota; Eurotiomycetes; Eurotiales; Aspergillaceae.
AUGCGCUCUGAGCUCGGUGCACAGCAGCCAUCCUCACUGCCGCCCCAGCCGUUAGGCCGCCGGAACAAAUCCGCCAGCUAUACUUUCCACAACAGCGUUUCGGCAACGCACAUGGCAUCUCCAUCAUGCAAGGUGCAACUAUACUAUGGACCGACGUCCCAUUUUACUCUCAUGCAUGAGAUCUACCGGGGCUUGGUCUCGAGUCAAACCACCCAUCCUGAGGAGCCGCAGAGUGAAGUCGAAGAGGCCGGGGCUGGGCUUGAUAUGUUCAGUUUUCGGAGCAUCUUCUUUGGAACGCCAGCCGAGACGCAUGAUACCAGUAAGGGGAUUGGUAACACAGCAGCACCAGUGAUGUUCUUGCCCUACGAACUCGCCAGGAUAUUUCUACAACGAUUUUUGUCAUCGCUGUACCAUCUGGUACCAUUCUGGCCUAAGGAGAUUUAUGAGCGCCAGCUAGAGCACUUGUAUUGCCCUUCCUCUGGUGCCGGCUCUGAUACUUGUGUCAACUCCAUCUUAUUGAUGGCUUUGGCCAAGGGCUCCCUGGGCACACAGCAUUAUCGCUGGGGGGAUAUUCUGUUUGAGCGGGUCAAGGCAUCUUGUGCCUCCUGGGACGACGUGGUGAAUCUCGAGACUCACGCCCAUUUUCAAACCGAGCAAGGUCGGCCAAAUUCUUCCUUCCUCUAUCUGGGCACAGCUGCGAGGAAGGCCAUCUCAACCGGCUUGCACAAGGAAUCACCGACUGAAGGAGGAGAGGGUAGGGAAAUGGUGGAGCAAAGACGAUUGACAUUUUGGUCCUUGUUUUUCUACGAAACCUGGAUUUGCUUUCAUCUUGGUCGCCCAAGCUCGCUCUCAUCAAGGGACGUUGGCAUCGCACCUCCCAAGGAUCCAUUCAUUCUCGUUCUUAUUCACCUGACAAAAGUUAUGACUCGUUCAGCAAACGAGAUCUACGGCCGACCACACGACUCGUUGUUGCAGAUGUGGAAGCUGGCCAGGUCAAUCUCAGAUGACCUUCGCUGUUAUGACGAGAAGAUGAAGCUUGCACUCGGAUUUGGGCUUGACAAAUGCGCCCAGCCGGGGGAUGUCGGAGUUCGGCAGGCUAUUCUCAUAACCCUAUACUAUCACACCAUCCUUUUGACAUUUCGGCCGUUCUUGAUCUUUCGCGGGCGAUGGCAGCGCGAUAUGAAAAAGUCGUCUUCUGAGGUUGGACCCAACACAACUAAACGUCCGACGGAAAUGCCGGCGUGGCUAAACGAGGCGUGCGACCACGCGAUCCACGCUGCGUGCAGAACUCUUCAUCAUCUAGGUGAAGCUGCUAUCGUCAAUGAGCUUGUUCGGGAACUUCGCUAUCAUGGCUUUUUCCUGACCAGCGCCUGCUUUGCACUCAUUUAUGACUUCAUGUAUAAUGAGAAAGUCGCUGCUACACACCUUCCAUGGGUUCACGUGGGCCUCCAAUGUCUUGGAGCCAUGCGGCCGGGCGAUCCCAUAACAAGCUCUAUUUCAGCUGUGCAAACUGUCCUCAAGAAACUGCACCCGUCAUAUGAGUGGGUGCCACCUGAACAUGCCCAGGGCCAGGCAUAUGCACCAAACCCCAUGGGCACUGGAUCAGCCCAACCCUAUUCUAGUGGUAUAGCCUCAAAUCAGACAAAUCCUAUGCGUGAAGCUUUCCCUGGAGACACUUUUCUGGGAGGGUACCUUCCUACAAUGCCAAACAUUCAAGUCAACCCGCUUCAAAGCGAUAUCCCGGAGGCUUCUGCUAGUGUUGGAAGCAGCGAGGAUCUUCCAGAUUUCAAUCUGUCGGAUAUGGGAUGGGAUUUCGAUUUCUCCACAAUGGAUCUUGAAGCAUUUUUCUCCAUCCAACCAACUAUGAACCCUUCACAGACACUCCACUCGUUUGUGAUCCUUUUCGAUCGGGAACAAGCAAACAUCAUUGCGGAAGCAUCACCUUCUCUCCUUUUAGAUGGAGACGGAGAGCUUGACGGCGACGAUGAGGUUGCCCGGCAAGUAAAAGUGUUAACCCUACGCCUGGUUGAAGCCGAUGCCAUUGAUACUUCCAGCGUUAUUAAGAGCACGUGCUACGUUAUCCAUGACCUCACGCAGGACAAUCAAUAUGACAACCACCUGAUCCAGUUCUUCGCAGCGGUCCCGAUCCCUGAUUCGAACAAAGAUACGAUCGGUGCGGUUUGCAUCGUAGACAAAACGCCACAUCCGAAUUUUGGAGAAAGCGAGGUCGCAAGCAUGCACGAGAUUGCAGGUCUGGUCGCUUGUAGUAUCAAGGAUAGCUCGGUUGAACAGCACCACUUUCAGGCAGAGCGGCUUAUCAAUGGGUUGACCACUUUUGUCAGCGGUCAGGUUGUCCCUGAGCCUGAAGAGGACUGUUAUCCCAAGAGACGGCCAUCAUACCUUCCUGGUAUCGAUGACCUUUCCAUCUCUGAGAGUCGGGGCGUGGGCUCACCACAAUACACACACUUUGACCCUCCUGGUACUGGUCACUACGGGUCAGGGACAGAAACCCCGCCAAAUCAAUUCUUCUCAAAAAUCCAUGACAGAAGAAAUUCGGUGACUGUCAUCGAGGGAAGCACUGUAUCCCCUUCCAUGUCCCUUUUGUUCUCCCGUGCUAGCGCUUUGCUUCGGAAAUGCAUGGAUCUAGGCGGCGUGCUUUUUUUAGACGCCACUCGAAGUAAUGCGCGAAGCUCCCGCUCUGCUAGCGUGAGUGACCUGGAAAUGCUCUCCAAAGACGGCGAUUCUGGCAUCAACUCUCCGGGCCUAUCAUCAGUCGGGCCUUGGCGAGAGAGGUAUUCAAUCUCGGAAGGCUUGCUGCAUGACUUGUUUGCCGCAUACCCAAAAGGCACCAUUUUCAAUACCCGCAACCUCAUUGACUGUACCAGUCAGAAAUGCGGCCACGGCACGGAUGCAAAGGGAUCGCGUCAUCACGGGAUCAUUCUUCGCCUGGUACAAGAGCUUCCAGAGGCGAAAUCUCUCCUUUUUCUCCCAAUGUGGAAUUGGAAUACAUCCCGCUGGUUGGCAGGUGCGUUCUUGUGGACAUGCGACAGCCAACGACAUUUUGAACAAACCGAUUUGUUCUAUGUCAAAGCAUACGGUGACUCCAUUGUGUCAGAAGCAGCUCAAAUGGACUGGCAGGCGACGGAAAAGUCCAAAUCAGAUUUACUGUCAUCCGUCAGCCAUGAGCUAAGAUCACCGCUACAUGGCAUGCUUGCCAGUGUAGAGCUGUUGCACACCACGGAUCUUCAACCGGCUCAGCAGGAUAUGCUCACGAUGAUUGAAACCUGUGGUUUGACACUGCUGGAUACGUUGAAUUAUCUGCUGGAUUUUACAAAAAUCAAUAAUCUCACUAGUGCAGACGCGAAGAAUGACGGAAAUUAUGAAACCUCCCUCGCCGAUCUAACCUGCGAAUUCGAUUUGGACACUCUGGUAGAGGAUGUGGUGGACACUCUAUAUGCAGGUCACCGGUCCCUGAUCAACGCCUCUCAAGUCGCCGGCCGGUACCUGCCCAGCGGGCCAGCAGUGGGAAUUAGAUCUGACCAGGGCACCGAGAACGCGAAGGAAUCGAGCGACUUAUCAGUGAUUGUCCGGGUUGAGGCGGGAGACUGGAAAGUGCAGUCCAUUCCCGGGGGGUGGAGAAGAAUCGUCAUGAACCUGCUCGGCAACGCAUUCAAGUUUACCAAGUCUGGUUUCAUUGAGGUCACCCUAUCCAGGAAGGCAGAAAGAACCUGCGGCACGAAGAGGGUGUUUGCUCAUUUGACCAUAACAGAUACCGGAUGUGGCAUCUCUCCGGAGUACCUGGAGCACAAACUAUUUCAGCCAUUUACCCAAGGAAACAUCCUGACGGAAGGAGUUGGCCUAGGACUCAGUAUCGUCGACCGGCUUGUGACAAAUGUCGGUGGCCAGGUUGACGUGAAGAGUACCGUCGGCAUCGGAACUCAAGUGGAUGUGUACAUUCCGGUUGAAUUCAUCGAUACGCUAGUGGAUGGUACUUCUGGGCAAGUGCAACCAGAGAGCGAGUCGAUCUCUCGGGUUAGCCUAGUAGGAAUGAACGUAUUCUCCAAUCUGAAGAGGUCAAGCCGAAGACUGAGUGUUGAAGCGAAGAGGAGGCUGGCAGUUCGCAGUGCACUGAGUAAUGCAAUCCUCAACCAGCCUGGCUGGACAGUCUCAUUUGCCGACACAUUAUCUCAAGCGAGCGGCGAUAUCGGUAUUGUGGAGGAAAGCAGUUUGGCUGAGAUGGCAGGACAAGAACCAAUAACUACAGAACUCAGGGCACUGGUCAUACUAGGACAGCAUGGUAUCAAUAUACCUAUCGAUCCUGUUAUGAAAGAGGUGGACGUGCUCUACGUGCCUCAACCACUCACGCCUCGAAAAAUCAUGGGCGCGCUGCACUCAAUUUCCAACUUGCCAGACGGAUCGGGACAAAUCGAUGGUGCCGAUGGUAUCCCAUCUCGUGAACGCAGCUUGUCGGAAGCCUUUGCCCUGGCAAAACAGACAGAGUCGCCCCCGGUGGUGAGGGAAAGCGUGGACGAGUUCCGUGCCUCGACACCUGAGCCCUCGAAAAUGAUCGACCUACAUGUGCUGAUUGUGGACGAUAAUGACAUCAAUCUCAAGAUACUGGCUACCUUUAUGCGUCGCAUCGGGUGCAGCUAUGAGACAGCGAAUAAUGGACUCGUGGCGCUUGAGAAGUACCGGCAGUCUGAGCGCCAGUUCAACUAUAUCCUGAUGGACAUUUCAAUGCCGGUAAUGGACGGGAUCAGCUCCACAAGCAAGAUUCGAGAGUACGAGGAGGAGAAUUCCCUUCCCCGGACUGCCAUCAUGGCCGUGACAGGGGUCGCGUCAGCCUCGAUGCAGCAACGGGCAUUUGCCGCGGGGAUCGAUGAUUAUCUGGUGAAACCUCUUUCACUGCGUGAUUUGAAACGAAUUAUGAAUAUUGCAUGA